UGUACAUGUACUACUCUACUCCGUACAGAGUAUAUAACUACACAUACGGAGUACUGUACUUAGUACUACUGCACAUACAUACCACAGCGUAGUAGUUUGCCCUAUGGAAUGGAUCUGGGGAGCUGAACCCUUCGUGGGGGUGCAACGAUUAUGCAAGUUCGAUCGGCACCUCAAGAUACUGACUGACUUGGAUUAAGUUCCCAAGACUCUAGCUGUCGUUGUGGCUUCUCGGAUAGGGGAAUUAUUCGGGCGGCAUAUUUACGCCGUAGCUCUCCCCCCCUCCCUCCGGUGUGUGUGUGAUAGAAUAAUCGCUGUCCCGAGGUCCGUAGUUAGGCGCUGGCGGCUUCUCAAUUUCUCUGGGCGCGGCUACUCCCCCCAACCCGGUACGCACGCGUUAAGCGUCCUCCCCUUCUCCCCUAAGAUGUUCCUCCGCAACCGGCGAUUCGGCGAACAGCUCCAUCCAACUGGAAGCGCUAAAUAUUACGUGCUUCCUCCCGCUCGCUUGAGAAUCGAGAUCAGGCUUGUUCCCAGGCUUUGGUUGACUAAGCCACGGAUGGAAUUAGCUGAGGCUCUCCAAGACCUGCUUAAGCCCGAUCGGUCACGGCAAGCUCUGGAUUAGACCCCGUCCGCGCCACCACGCUGCGCUGCCAACUGCUACUCAACUGAACUGUGCUGCGACUCAGCGCCGAUGACUGUGACCGUAACAGCAGCUUUUUUUUUCAUAACCUCUGGUUCUCUCCGCCGUUGCUUCUCGACUAACGCGACUGAGCUGUCAUCUGCUGGUGUUAGCUGACCCCGUCCUGAACCCAGCCGCCCGAUUCGUAUCGGCAUCGCGACCAGCUCGCUGUUGCUCGGCAAAAAUACUCGACCGUCACGUCACGGGUGUACCCUCAAACCUCCGCGAGCUCGUAACGUGUUGCCGGGCGAUUAACCGGUUAUUCUUACUGAGUUGGGCUUUGUUAGGGGGAGAGGAAGGGUGUUAGCAAGAUAUCGUGGGCUCCGUGCGUUGCCCAUGGAUUCCGUGGACGCCUUGGAUACCGAGCUCUCCCCCGAGUGGGAGAGCUUCGACAGGCAGAUGGGCCAGCUCUUUCUCAUGGGCUUCGAUGGAACUGGUGUCAAUUCGGAAAUACGCACGUUGAUAGAGGACUAUCAUCUAGGCUCUAUCAUAUUGACCGCUAAGAACCUGAAAUCGGCGGAAGAAACCACCAAGCUCGUCUAUGAACUUCAAUCCAUCGCCCGGAAUGCUGGCCAUCCGGUCCCCUUGAUGAUCUGUCUCGACCAGGAAAAUGGUGGCGUUAACAGUCUAUUCGAUGAGAUAUAUAUACGCCAAUUCCCCAGCUCCAUGGGGAUGGCCGCGACAGGUUCGAAAUCCCUAGUUAGAGAAGUCUCAAAGGCCACUGCCCAAGAACUGAGCGCCGUUGGCGUCAACUGGAUCCUGGGCCCUGUACUAGAUGCAUUAACGAACGCUAGAAACCAGCCCCUUGGCGUCCGAAGCGUGGGGGAUGAUCCACAAGAGGUGUCUGCGUAUGGCAUCGAGUUUAUGAAGGGCUAUCAAGAUGCAGGCUUGGUGACUUGUGGCAAGCAUUUCCCCUCAUAUGGUAAUCUAGACUAUAUGGGUUCCCAGUCUGAUGUUCCCAUCAUCACCGAUACGAUCGAGCAACUUAGUGUGAGCGCACUGGUUCCUUAUCGGAAUGCAAUAACGCAUGGCAUAGAUUCAAUGAUGGUAGGAGGAUGUUCCAUGACAGCAGGUGGAAUGACUGUCAUGCACGCUUGUUUAUCGGAACAGGUCGUUGACGAACUCUUGCGGAAAGACCUAAAAUUCGAGGGUGUGGUCGUUUCAGAAUGCCUUGAGAUGGGAGCACUCAGUCACAACAUAGGUGUUGGCGGUGGCACGGUGAUGGCCAUGAAAGCUGGCUGUGACCUAAUCCUGCUCUGUCGAACCUUCUCCGUGCAGCAGGAAGCAAUUAAUGGAUUGAAGCUGGGAGUAGAAAACGGCAUCAUUAGUAAAAGCCGCAUACGUGAGUCACUACGAAGAGUUCUAGAUAUGAAAUCGAGAUGCACUUCGUGGGAAAAGGCUUUGAAUCCACAAGGACUUAGCCUUUUAUCGAAAAUGCAGCCGUCCCAUACCAGCCUAUCGACCAAAGCGUAUAGCAGCUCGCUCACCGUUGUUAGAGACAAGCACAAUUAUCUUCCCUUAAGUAGCAUUCUCGAACCAGACGAAGAACUUCUGCUCCUCACACCACUGAUAAAGCCUCUACCAGCAUCAGCAAUGCUACUGUCAGUGGCUACUGAAUCGGGUCGUGCAGGUUUAUCAGCGGAUGCCGCUUCGUGGGAGCGCAGUGCGUCUGUUAUGAGCGGCGAGAGUGUUUUCAAAGAGUUUGGACGAUCAUUAUCUCGACAAAGGAACGGGCGUGUUUUGCAUACCUCCUACACAGCCAACGGCGUCCGACCGGUCCACGAAAAUUUAAUCAAUCGCGCGAGCGCUGUCAUUAUUGUUACCGCUGACGCCAACAGAAAUUUGUACCAAAUGGGAUUCACGAAGCACGUUUCACUAAUGUGCAAUUCCCAAUUUUCUCCUAACGGCGAGCGUCGCGCGAAACCCGUAAUCGUUGUAGCUGUCAGCUCACCAUAUGAUUUCGCCACGGAUCUAUCAAUAGGGACAUAUAUCUGCACCUAUGAUUUUACUGAAACAGCAUUACAGGCCCUAGUAAAGAUCCUUUACGGAGAACUGAAUCCCACCGGCUCGCUCCCUGGCUCACUCAGCCGCAACCAGAGACUCCAACAAUCAAGGCAACACUGGUUAGUGGAGAACUGGAAUGAGGAUCGGGAUGCACAUGCCUUGGAUACUCUCCUAGAUAUUGUCCGAGAAGGUAGUGCCCAGGGCCAAAGAUCUGAACUUGCCAGCGUCACCUCCACCACCUUCCUUCUUCGCAAUAGUGACGUGGAAGAGUCACACUUCGUCGUUAGAAAUAGCAGUACACAAGCACUCUAUGGAUUCUGCUCAACAUAUUACUUCAAAUCCACAGGAACGGGCGCUGUCGGCGCAAUCAUUGUCGACCCUUCUCGCCGAAGAAUGUCCAUCGGCCAUUCACUUCAUAACCGCGCAAUUCGGACACUGGUUCAACGUCCAGGUAUCCGUAGCUUCCAGCUUGGCUCCCGUUUGCCAGGCAUUUAUCUCGGAAUCCCUAAGGGAAAUCCCACAGAGCGCAAGAAGCUUCGGUCGUGGUUUGUUAAUCUGGGAUGGAACACGGCCCUAUCGCGUUCCGUAUGCAGCAUGGUCUUACGAAAUCUCGAAAACUGGUCGCCGCCAGAAGGACUGACGAAAGUUUUGCAGAGCUCAGAGGUUGAUUACGAUCUUGUUUAUGGGUGGGAAUACGCGGACUCUGUUCUUGAUCAUGUUAAAACUACAUCGCGCGUGGGGGUCAUGGAGAUAUAUAAAAGGGGACUGGGCGGUGCGCCCGGUAGUGGUAUUAUUCGCGCUAAACGCCGCGAUGAUGGGACUAUACUAGGCACUGUGGUAGUGUAUAAUUCCUCGUCCGCGCUAGCGGAAUCUAUGCCUGCGCUUAAGGACACGCGCACAGUUGCGGGGGGGAUUUCUUGCCCGGUGAUCUCUCCCUCCGUAGGGGAGUAUGCCACGCUUGUGCAGGGAUUGAUCUUGUUGGGAAUCAAGCAAAUUCGGAAGCAGGGGGCUAGUGCAGCUAUAUUAGAUUGUGUCGAUGCUGACGGAAACUAUGACAGUCUCUCUUCCAUGGGGUUUUCCGUUCUGCAUAGUUUCGAGGAAGUCACUUGCGAUGCCUCCACCUGGAAUAUCAUGGUUACUUCAUGAAAUUCAUGAACUGCAUGACAUGACGAGUUUUAUCUUCACGACACUGGUUCGAUCCUCUUGAUGCCUGAUUUGGGCUCAUCGUAAUGACCUCUGGACCACAAUUUCAAUCGUCUUCUUCUUGUCCCUCUUCUUCAUUUUUCAUUUUGUAUUUUCCUUUCUUUACUUCUCCCGUCCCUUUGACUGCUGAAAAUUUGAUUUUUCCAAGAAUUUUCACGGCUGUAUCGAUAUUAUACAUUAACGCAUGGUCCCAUGGCCUUAGCUUCACUAGCCCUUCUCACUCAGUAGAGUGGAGUAGAGCAGAGCAGGGCAGACACUAUCCCAUCAUGACUUUGUGCAGCAAAACUCUUCGCCCUGCGAGAUGAGAUGCUAUUCAGUAUCAAAUCCAGUAGCAUUUUUCAGGAUAAUGGACAUAUCCUUUGUUUCAUCUUUUGUCUAUAACCCUCUCAAUACCCUGGGAUAUUUCACUUUAAUUCGGCCCCUUAGCCCUUGUCACUUAUCACUUAUUGUUCCCAGUACAUUAAUUCUGUCUUAGUGCUUUCUCUUCCUACCAGUUUCUCAGGGGUGAAUAUUACUUUGUUUCUCCCUUGUCUUCACUCUUGUUAGCUCCCACGUCAUCACCGCACCCUGAUUUUCCAUUGUUCAACAUGGCCACAUCUCUCGUUAUUGUUUUAUUUCAAAGGGUUUCAAGGGUUCCCUUCUGUGUUAUAUAGAGGGACUUUGGGGUUAGCAUCUAGGAUUUUCUUUUUCUUUUUGUUUUUUGCUUUUUUUCUUAAAAUACUUUUUCUUCUUUUUCCCUUUAUUUUCAUAUACUGUAUAUACCCUGUUGAGAUUGGCUUUACAAGAAUCAUAUAUAUUGAUUUGCAAUGUUUGUUUCUGUGUGUCGGUAAAGGCGGCAAUGAAUAUGACUUUCAAAAUACAUAUAUAACUAUAUUUGUAUUAUUACACUCAUAAGUUUACACCAUGUCUCCAGAGAUACACAAUUACCAAAAAAAAUUAACAAAUUU
Molecule: messenger RNA, 4830 nt
Organism: Blastomyces gilchristii SLH14081
Lineage: Eukaryota; Fungi; Ascomycota; Eurotiomycetes; Onygenales; Ajellomycetaceae
Product: murein transglycosylase
Exons: 4
Coding region: 1013-3826 (937 amino acids)
Biological process (GO): peptidoglycan turnover; carbohydrate metabolic process
Molecular function (GO): acyltransferase activity, transferring groups other than amino-acyl groups; hydrolase activity, hydrolyzing O-glycosyl compounds
Source: RefSeq, a predicted model, not a curated record